This is a messenger RNA of Trypanosoma grayi, 1116 nucleotides long. RefSeq lists its product as hypothetical. The transcript has a single exon. The coding region runs from base 1 to 1116 and encodes 371 amino acids. Gene Ontology annotation, molecular function: metal ion binding. Lineage: Eukaryota; Euglenozoa; Kinetoplastea; Trypanosomatida; Trypanosomatidae. The record is from RefSeq and is a predicted model, not a curated record.
AUGUCUUCGGUGUCGCUCACAUUGAAUCCAAAUGGCUCGGCCCAGUCGCUCGGCUCGCUCCAUGGCCUUCACUCACACCCUGGUGGCCAGUCAUUCAAUGGGGCUCAUUCACUUCACGGCUCCGCGCCCUCCACACUCCGUUGCACGGGCACACCACAGCAGCCGAUGCCGAAGUAUGUGGAGGCGUUGGACCAUCUCAGCACCAAACUGAAAAUCCCUGCGAGCGCAGUAGAACCGACAAAUGCGCUGCAGGAUGACGGUCUUGUUCCGGGUAUUUGCCGUCUGCACCUCGAGGGUCGUUGCAGGCAAGGCAGCCGUUGCUUCCAGGUGCAUGUCCACUGGGAUGUUUUGGAGGCGCUCCGCAAGGAGGCCCUUGAGACUCCCUCAUGCUGCUAUCUUCAUGGUGCACCGUGCAACUACGAAGGUCUGCCGUUUAACUUAACGGUAAACAUUGGCAGCAGAUCAAUUGGGCUGCAUUCCCUGAGCCCAACCAGCUGCCUCUGGAAUGCAUACAACGAACAUGGUGAGAAUCAGCUUACUGUCUCAAAAGGACGUGUUUGCCGAGAGCACAGGCGGGGUCUGUGCCGCUUCGGCGAGGAAUGCGGAUUCCUGCAUAUCUGCCGAGAAGUCCCACUCGACGGAGAGGACUACAUCAGCGCCACACCUAUUCCUACUCCACGUGUAAAUCCCAAAGCUGGUAACACAAACGGUUCUCCUGCAGCUAACAACAACAAUGGUGAAGCCAGUGGUGAGGGAUGUGUACAACGUGCUAAUGAAAGCCAUGCUGAAGAAGGCUAUGUUACUGCACAAUCCUUCAAUGCCAGCAGCUUUACUGCUGCUAGCUUCAACGGAGGGUAUCCUGUUGGUGGUCUCAGCGCUCUUUGCGGCAAUGGCUUGCACCAGUGCGGUUCUUUUCUGGGUGGGGAAAGUGCAUGCGGUUCUGUAAAUAGUUUUUCUCGUAGCCGUCAGUCGUUCAGUUGCCGCAUGAAACAAAUGCCCGACGGCGAUGGGACGGCGUACAAGGCACCACUUCUGCGUCCGUUGGGGGGAAGCCAAGCUCGUAACUCGAUAAGUCAGCGGCACAAUCCCUACGCAGAUGCUUCUUCUCCCCACUAA